Messenger RNA from Sarcophilus harrisii (Tasmanian devil), 2831 nucleotides. It is a transcript of the gene DCLK3, whose product is annotated as doublecortin like kinase 3. The record is from RefSeq and is a predicted model, not a curated record. NCBI's taxonomy places the organism in Eukaryota, Metazoa, Chordata, Mammalia, Dasyuromorphia, Dasyuridae. The transcript is spliced from 5 exons. Gene Ontology annotation, biological process: protein phosphorylation; intracellular signal transduction. Bases 241 to 2613 code for a protein of 790 amino acids. Gene Ontology annotation, molecular function: protein kinase activity; ATP binding.
GCGAGCAGGGAGGAGGACGAAGACGACGACGAGGAGAACGAAGGGCUUCGGCUGCCGGGAGGCAAGGAGGCUCAGCGCAUCCUCCUCCGCCUGGGCCCCGGGGAGGCCGGCUCCCCGCCCCCGCGCGCACGUAGGCGACCGACGGGCUUCCUCCCUCCCGGCUGGCCCCCCCCCCGCGGCCCCUGCCUCGCAGCAGCCUUCCGGCCCGAGCGGCCGCCUUUGGCCAGGAAGGGUCGCGCCAUGCCCGCGGCGCCGCCGCCGCCCCCGCUGCCCGCCCCGGCGCACCCUCCGGGCGGCGCCCCCCGGCCCGGCCCCGGACACCGAGGAGGCCUUGACCAUUCUUUCAAGUAUCUGAGCUCCAGAAUAACGGAGAGGCGGCUCCAGAGCUCCUGCGGGCCCGUGGGUCGAGGCGGCCACUGUGGAAAGGCGGCGGGGCCGGCCCAGAGGGCCGUGUGCCCCGUGUUCAGCCCCCACGGGGGCUUCCACCAGGGUCCGCCCGAGAACGGGGCCUCGAAGCCCAGGGUGGUGACGGUGGUGAAGGCCGGGGGCCAGCCCCUCAGGAAGAUCACCCUGCUGCUCAACAGGAGGUCGGUGCAGACGUUCGAGCAGCUGCUGGCCGACAUCUCGGAGGCCCUGGGCUUCCCGCGCUGGAAGAACGACCGGGUCCGGAAGCUGUACAGCCUCAAGGGCAAGGAGGUCAAGAGCGUGUCCGACUUCUUCCGCGAGGGAGACGCCUUUAUCGCCAUGGGGAGGGAGCCGCUGACGCUCAAGAGCAUCCAGACGGCCAUGGAGGAGCUGGCGGCGGCCAAGCCCCGCGCGCCGGCGCUGCCCCAGCACGGCUGGCCGCCCGCGCCGCCCAAGGGCGGGCUCUGCGGCAAGGCCCUGAAGGCCGAGCGGCCCCCCGGGGAGGGGGAGGGCGCCGAGGCCCAGGGGAAGGCCGCGGGCCCCGAGGAGCGGCCGCGGCCCCAGCACAAGCGGCCGCCCGAGCAGCACGCGAAGCCGAGGCCGGCCCAGGACGGGGGCGUCUCCGGCGGCGGCGAGAAGCACCGGGACAGCCCGCUGGAGAAGAGCUCCGGGGAGAUCGUCCGGUGCGAGAAGUGCAGGCAGGAGAGGGCCCUCCGCGGGGGCCGCCCGCGGCCGCCCGAGCUCUCCCUGGGCAGCAGCGAGCUGGACCUGGCCCGGGCGCCCAGGCGCGACCCCGGGAGGCUGGUGAGGAUGCGCAGCUGCAGGGGGCCCCUGCGCGGGCCCGCCCCGGCCGGGGAGGAGGUGCGGUGGAAGGGCGAGGGCUGGCGCGGCCGGCCCCGCACGCCCAGCCCGGAGAGGCCCGGGAAGGCCUCGGAGAAGCGCGAGCGCAGGGACGCGGACGGCCACGAGCAUCCCGAGCCGCCGGCGGCCAGGGGCAGACGCGACGGCGGGGAAGCUCCGGGCCUCCCGGAGGGGGCGCUCAGGGAGCCCAGGAGGGGCCCCAGGAGCGUCCCCAGGGCCGGGCAGAGCGGCUGGCUGCUGCGCGAGCGGGCGCAGGGGCCCCCGAGGAGCCCCGAGGAGGCGGCCCGGGAAGCCCGGGAUCCCAGGGGCUGCCCCGCCGACGAGCCCAAGGCCCGCGCCGCCGGCAAGAAGCCCCGGCUGGCCGAGGCCGGCAAGGCCGACGUGGCCGCGCACUACGAGGUGGGCAAGGUCAUCGGCGACGGCAACUUCGCGGUGGUGAAGGAGUGCCGGCACCUGGGCAGCCGGCGCGCCUACGCCAUGAAGAUCGUGGACAAGGGCAAGCUGCGGGGCAAGGAGGACGUGGUGGACAGCGAGAUCGCCAUCAUCCGCAGCCUCUCGCACCCCAACAUCGUCCGGCUGCACGAGGUCUACGAGACGGCCGCCGAGAUCUACCUGAUCCUGGAGUACGUCCGCGACGGGGACCUCUUCGACGCCAUCGUGGAGAAUGUGAAGUUCAGCGAGCGGGAGGCGGCCGGCAUGAUCACCGACCUGUGCCGGGCCCUGGUGCACAUGCACGAGCACCGCAUCGUGCACCGGGACCUCAAGCCCGAGAACCUCCUGGGGCAGGAGCCGCCCCUCGCGGCCUCGGGGAAGCCCUGCUGGCUGGAGGAGGUCAAAGAGGCCGUAGAAGUGGUUCAGGAGGCGGGGGUGGUCGGGGAGGCAGGAACCAGAAAUGCUGCCAAUCGGCCUGGGACCCGGCGUUCCCGAGCCUCGCUCUCCUCCUGCAGGGCCAGACAGGGGUACGGGCUGGAGGUGGACAUGUGGGCAGCCGGCGUGAUCCUCUACAUCCUGCUGUGUGGCUUCCCUCCCUUCCGCAGCCAAGACAGAGACCAGGAGGAGCUCUUCGCUAUCAUUCAGCGCGGACACUUUGACUUCCUCAGCCCGUACUGGGACAACAUCUCAGAGGGUGCCAAGGACCUGGUUCGCCAGCUGCUGGUGGUGGACCCCAAGAAGCGCUACACGGCCCACCAAGUUCUCGAGCACCCGUGGAUCAAGGCCGGCGGGAGGGCGAGCCCUGUCAGCCCACAGAGCGAAACCACAGCUGCCAGCGAGCUCCCCGCCCGGAGCCAGGGCAAGGGCCUCCCGGAAAGGGGCCCGGGGAGGGAGGGGCCUGCUCUGUGUCUAUGAGCAGCCUCCAGGCCGGGCUCCUAGGGAAGCACCUGAGGCAGAGAUGGAUGGGAGUCGGGGCGUGGGGUGGAGUGGGGAGAGAGACCACCAACCAAAAUACCAUGACAGAAAAAGGAAGGGGGAAGAAAGAGGGAGAGAAAGGAGAGCCAGAGAUAGAGAGAGAGAGAGACAGAUAGAGACAGAGAGACAGAGAUAAAGAGAGAAGAUAGAUAGAUACA